Uranotaenia lowii is the source of this 1482-nucleotide messenger RNA. Its product is annotated as zinc finger protein 135-like. Lineage: Eukaryota; Metazoa; Arthropoda; Insecta; Diptera; Culicidae. Gene Ontology annotation, biological process: regulation of transcription by RNA polymerase II. The record is from RefSeq and is a predicted model, not a curated record. The transcript is spliced from 2 exons. Gene Ontology annotation, molecular function: DNA-binding transcription factor activity; RNA polymerase II cis-regulatory region sequence-specific DNA binding. The coding region runs from base 100 to 1440 and encodes 446 amino acids.
UCAAGACUGCCACCUAGUGGUGGAUCCUGAAAAUCCAUGUAAACAACUUAAAACAACGUGAUUUUCCUUCAGUAUUUAAAAAAAUAAUUUAAGCACAUAAUGGUAAGCGAAAUUGAAUCAAGCGAUACUGAUUAUCAAGGAAAUCAAGCCUCUGAAGCGGAAGAAGUUAACCAGGGGUUCCAGCUAUGCCCUGAAGAUAAAGUUACAGCACAAACAAAAAUCGAGAGUGCUAGUCUGUCUACAGCGGUUCUCGCCAAGCAAAAAUCAGAAGGUGUUCCUAGUGGAUUCACUUGCGAACAUUGUGGGACAAGCUUCAGGAAGCGGGACCAUUUUGAUCGACAUAAUUAUACCCAUACAGGAGUGAAGGAAUAUCGCUGUACGGAACUCGGUUGUGGCAAGGAAUACACCAACCGGACCCAUUUGAAUCGUCAUAUUCGUACUAAUCAUGCAAAGAAGCCAAUACCGGACGCAGACAGAUUUACAUGCGAGCAUCCCACCUGUAGAAAAUCCUUUGCCACGUACCAAAGUAUGAAAAGGCAUUACGAUAUUAAGCAUGUCCUUGGUAAAAGCUGGUCCUGUGCGGAGUGCGGUGAAAAGUUUUGGAGGAAACUGCAGCUCAAGCAGCAUGUUGUUCGACACACUGGCCAGUAUCCGCAUAGGUGUAAUAUCUGCGAUAAAGGUUUCAUCAACGCUAUUUCCCUCCGGAACCACAGAUACACUCAUGCCCUGCAUAAAUGUGCUGAUUGUUUGAAAGAAUUCGUUCGUUGGACGGAUUUGGUGGCGCACCGAAGACUCCACCAUGUUAGUUUUCAUCACUGCUCAGAUUGCGAACGUAAGUUUCCUUCGAAGCGAUUGCUACACGAGCAUCAGAGAAUGCAUCAAAGAAAAAGAGACGAGGAGUUGGAAGUCUUCCAGUGUACUUAUGAAAAUUGUCCAAAGUUCUACGAACACGAGCGUAACCUACUGGCACACAUUAAAGCCAAGCAUGAAGGAGCUCCUAAGUAUGUCUGUACCGAACCAAAAUGUGGAAAAGCUUUGGCAAGUAGUCAAAAACUGGAACAACAUCAAAAACUGCACGAAUCAGCCGCUCGCAGCGUUGCCCGUAUGAAAGCUCCCUCAACGAGUAAAGCUCCGGCCAGACGGAAAGACGCCGGAAAGCCGAAGCGUUCAACGGCCUGCCGGCUGGCAAAGAUACAGUUGGAUCCUUCGGCUGAGAAAAUCUUGAUAGAAAAAAGUCCGGAACAUCGUCCAUCGAUCGAGCUGGAUGUUUCCAGCUCGGCACUAGACUCGGCCUCAGAAUCGGAAGCCGAGUCCAAAGUCAAACUGGGUGCCAUCGUUUCGAAUCAGCUGGAAGCAAUCAGGAAACGAAUACGGCUACUGCAAAAGCAACAAACCGCCCCUGUUGUCGCAGUAACCGCAGAGACCCAGGAUGUCGUUUAAUGUAGGUUUAAUUGUAAAGUUUGUGGAGUGGGUCAAUAAAUU